Ceratotherium simum simum (southern white rhinoceros) is the source of this 1892-nucleotide messenger RNA. RefSeq names its product thrombopoietin (gene THPO). Gene Ontology annotation, molecular function: cytokine activity; hormone activity. The record is from RefSeq and is a predicted model, not a curated record. NCBI's taxonomy places the organism in Eukaryota, Metazoa, Chordata, Mammalia, Perissodactyla, Rhinocerotidae. Gene Ontology annotation, cellular component: extracellular region. Gene Ontology annotation, biological process: thrombopoietin-mediated signaling pathway; positive regulation of ERK1 and ERK2 cascade; positive regulation of hematopoietic stem cell proliferation.
UGUGUGGGUGGUUGAGCUGGGCUCUGCUAGUGGACCAUGGUCCAGGCAGGGGCUCCAGGUCCAGCGCGGGUAGGAGGAGAAGGCGUCACUUCCGGGGGCCCUCGCCAGUGUCUGGUGGUUCCCUGCUCUCUGAUUGGGCAGAAGUGGCCAGGGCAGGCGUGUGACCCCACUGCCGUGGAGGGGCUAUGCCCCACUGCCACUUGUCUUCCUACCCAUCUGCUCUCCAGAGUGCUGCCUGUGCUGCACCUGGGGCCUGGAGCCCUUCUCCAGCCGGAUAGAUUCCAGACCCUCUCCCUCGGCCCACCUGUGCCCCACCCCACUCUGCCCAGAAGUGCAAGAGCCCAAGCCGCCUCCAUGGCCCCAGGAAGGAUUCAGGGGAGAGGCCCCACACAGGGAGCCACGCCAACCAGACAGCCUGGCCAGAAUGGAGCUGACUGAACUGCUCCUCACGGUCAUGCUUCUCCUAACGGCACGACUAACUUUGUCCAGCCCGGCUCCUCCUGCCUGUGACCCCCGACUCCUAAACAAACUGCUUCGUGACUCCCAUGUCCUUCAUGGCAGACUGAGCCAGUGCCCAGACGUUAACCUCUUGUCCACACCUGUCCUGCUGCCUGCUGUGGACUUUAGCUUGGGAGAAUGGAAAACCCAAACGGAGCAGACCAAGGCACAGGACGUUCUGGGAGCAGCAACCCUUCUGCUGGAGGGAGUGAUGGCAGCACGGGGACAACUGGGACCCACUUGCCUCUCCUCCCUACUGGGACAGCUUUCUGGACAAGUCCGCCUCCUCCUUGGGGCCCUGCAGGGCCUCCUUGGAACCCAGCUUCCUCCACAGGGCAGGACUACAGCUCACAAGGAUCCCGAUGCCAUCUUUCUGACCUUCCAACAACUGCUCCGAGGAAAGGUGCGUUUCCUGCUGUUUGUGGUAGGGCCCACCCUCUGUGCCAAGCGGGCCCUACCCACCACAGCAGUCCCAAGCAGUACCUCUCUAUUCCUCACACUGAACAAGCUCGCAAACAGGACUUCCGGAUUGUUGGAGACAAACUCCAGUGUCUCAGCCAAAACUACUGGCUCUGGACUUCUGAAGAGGCUGCAGGGAUUCAGAGCCAAGAUUCCUGGUCUGCUGAACCAAACCUCGAGGUCCCUAGACCAAAUCCCUGGACACCUGAACAGGUCCUUGAAUGGAACUCAUGGACUCUUUCCUGGACCCUCACCCAAGAACCUAGGAGCCCUGGACAUUUCUCCAGGAACUUUGGACGUGGGCUCCCUGCCACCCUACCAUCCGCCUGGAGACUCUCCUUCCCUGACCCGUCCUUCAGCUGGACAAUACACACUCUUCUCUUCUUCACCCAUCAUGCCCACCCCAACGGUCCAGCUCCAAGCCCCACUUCCUGACCCCUCUGGUAUCAUGCUCAACUCUCCCAGUCCUCAUCUAAUUGCAGCCCACUCUCACUUGCAAAAUCUGUCUCAGGAAGAGUAAGGUACUCAGGCACUGCCAACCAUCAGCAUCGUCUCCCAUGUAAAAUCCCCUUACCCGGAGGAGAGGCCCCGGGGUACAACUGCAGCUAUCCCAGAUUUCCUGCUCUCACCUGACGCCCAAAGCCCUGGUAAACAGGGAUACACAGGACAGAAAAAGGGAUCAUUUUUCACUGUAUAUUAUAAAACUUCAGAAGCUAUUUUUUUAAGCUAUCAAGAAUAUUCACCAGAGCAGCUAAUUAUCUUUGGUCUGUUUUCUGCACAAACUUACAAUUUACUAAUUCUCUAUAUGCUUUUUUCAUACGAUAAUUCUGCAAAGGCCUGAAGUGGCCUGUGAACAGAGGUAGAGACUAACCUUAUGUCAGAGACAAAAGAGUUUUGAUUUUCUACUCAGAACGAAGGUUAGUCUCUUUUCCCCU